UUAACACGGUAUGAAUCGCGGCAUAAAACUAUAAAAGCGCCACAUAACGUUGGCUUCCUCAGUCAUCUUUACGUCAGCUUAUUGACCGUUCCGUUGAUCGGCAUAUCCAUCUAAGGGAACCAACAUCUUUAACAACAACCAUGAUGAUGAAAGUAGCAGUGUGUGUUGCCAGCGUCCUGGUCGCAGUAUCCGGACUCAAUAACGGAAUGAACAUGAAUAACGGAGGGAAUGGUAUGACCAACGGUUUUAACGGCAUGAACAACGGGGGUAACGGCAUGAGCAACGGAUGGAAUGGCAUGAACAACGGGGGUAACGGCAUGAGCAACGGGUGGAAUGGCAUGAACAACGGGGGUAACGGCAUGAGCAACGGGUUGAAUGGCAUGAACAACGGGGGUAACGGCAUGAACAACGGGUGGAAUGGCAUGAACAACGGGGGUAACGGCAUGAGCAACGGGUGGAAUGGCAUGAACAACGGGGGUAACGGCAUGAGCAACGGGUGGAACGGCAUGAACAACGGGGGUAACGGCAUGAGCAACGGGUGGUAUGGCAUGAACAACGGUUUGAACGGCAUGAACGGCAGAUUCAAUAUGAUGAACAUCAACAGGUUCAAUGGAAUGAACAACGGAGGCCUUGGCAUGAUCUCUGGUUAGUCGAUACUGUCUUGAUAGGAGGCACCCGUUACGGCAAGUAGAGGCCAAGUGAGUUUAACUUAAUCGUCACAACGUUCGGCACGAUUGUCAUCCACAUUUUCUACACUCCGUCAUGGCAUGUUCUUCAAUCAUGAAUUAUUUCACCGUUUUAUAUAGUAUCAUUGUGGGUUAUUAUCCGUGAAAUAAAUCUCAUUUAACUUCA
Messenger RNA from Dreissena polymorpha, 852 nucleotides. Its product is annotated as N66 matrix protein-like. NCBI's taxonomy places the organism in Eukaryota, Metazoa, Mollusca, Bivalvia, Myida, Dreissenidae. The transcript has 4 exons. Bases 141 to 650 code for a protein of 169 amino acids. The record is from RefSeq and is a predicted model, not a curated record.